Molecule: messenger RNA, 654 nt
Organism: Sinocyclocheilus rhinocerous
Lineage: Eukaryota; Metazoa; Chordata; Actinopteri; Cypriniformes; Cyprinidae
Product: U3 small nucleolar ribonucleoprotein protein MPP10-like
Exons: 4
Biological process (GO): rRNA processing
Cellular component (GO): Mpp10 complex; nucleus; small-subunit processome
Source: RefSeq, a predicted model, not a curated record
GAAGACUCGGAUUUGGACUUUGAUGUAGAUACAUUUGAGAAAAAAACCAAACAGUCAGCUGCCAAAUUAUCAAAGUCUAAUAGGACUCCAUCAGAAGUGGAUGACAGGUUUUUUAAACUGUCAGAAAUGGAGGCUUUUUUGGAUAACAUGGAUAAAAGAGAAGGAAAGGAGAGUGUAGAGGAGGACAUAGACUACUUUCAGAAUUUGCCAUCUGAUGAUGACGAGGAACUCAGCUUUGAUAAACCAGUAGGGCUGAAAAAACAGAGAAAGAAGAAAAGCUCCAGAGAUAUGAAAUACAAAGAUUUCUUUGCUCCAGUGGAUGGAGAGCCUGAACAGACGGAUCCAGAUGAAGAGAAGGAACCAGAAUCUAAUGAUGAUUAUGAGGGAGAAGAAGAUGAUGACGGUGAGCUGGAGGAGGAGGAUGAAGAGGAUAUGAAUGAGGAAGAUUUUGAUGUGGAGGAGGAUGACACGGGUGAUAGAGCAAGAAAUGCAUUACGCAAGGUGACCUUUGACCUUCCUGAUGACAGUGAGGGUGAGGAUGUGGAAGAUAUUCUAGGUGGAAAAGCCAAAAAUGUGGCUAAACUCGAGUCCAAGUCAUCCUUUGAAAAGAGACAGGAAAAGAUGGCAAAAAAGAUUGAAGAACUGGAGAACGCU